Messenger RNA from Nestor notabilis (Kea), 1488 nucleotides. Its product is annotated as testis- and ovary-specific PAZ domain-containing protein 1-like. Gene Ontology annotation, biological process: spermatocyte division; spermatid development. Gene Ontology annotation, molecular function: protein binding. The annotation marks the transcript as partial. The transcript is spliced from 10 exons. Lineage: Eukaryota; Metazoa; Chordata; Aves; Psittaciformes; Psittacidae. The record is from RefSeq and is a predicted model, not a curated record.
CCAGCUGUAGAUGUUCUUCUGAAAGUUUUUGAGCAUGUGGCUUCUCUGAAUAUAAAAGACGCUGUGCCGACAUUAAUCAGUACCUUUUGUAAGCUCAUUGGUGCUGGUAUGUUCCUUGAGUCUACACAUUUUGACUGUAUUAUUAAGUACCUUCACCAACUGAAAGUUUCCAGUCAGGAACUAAAUACUGUUUUGAAUAUAAAAUCGAGAUUUCAGGAAAAACAUUUUGAAAAGAACUGGGUUUUUGACUUCAACUUGGCAGUGGCUGAAAUUCAGCAUUGCAAAGAAAAAAAAGAUUGGGCCAAGCUGGGAGCUUUGUUUGUUAAUGCAAGAACUGGCUGUGAACAUUUUGAUGAUCUUCAGAAAUUGUCUCUAUGUAUUGCUGAAAUACUAACCAAAGACUCUGAGACAAACAGACCAGAAGUUCCUUUUUGUGAUUUUGCUGAUGCAGUAGCAAAAAAUUCACAACAUAACGAAGCAGACAGAAUUUUCAUUGGAAGGAUUGGGAUAAGUGUAAUGUAUUCUUAUCACAAAGUACUGCAGUGGAUAAAGGGAAGGAAGGUUUUGGAUAAGUUGCAUGAGCUACAGAUACAUUUUACAGUCUUGAAAGGCCUCAUAGGUGCAGAGAAGUUAGCAUCAAGAUGCCAAAUUGUUAAUAAAGCUGCAGAAAUUUUUCUUAAAACAGGAAGUAUGGAUGGAGCAACAUGGGUAUUGAGAGAGUCAGAGUGGACCACAAAUACACCGUUGUGGCCCUGUGAUAAAAUGGACAUCCUCAGUCGACAUAAUCUGUUAUGUACACUAGUGCACAAAUACUUGAGGAAGAGUUUAUACAGGCAGGCAUUGGAAGUUCUGCAGAACUUACCAGGUUUUCGAAAUCAUUCUGAUACUGUAGAUGUUUCUCAGUACAGCAGCCUUUUUAACAAGCUGAUAAAUGCCUGUUUUGAGAGCAAGAACCUUGGGGUCUCAUCUUCUGCAGUAGACUUCAUGCUUUCAAAAAACAUAGCUAUUGAUUUUUUUUUACUUAGAGAAUUAAUCACAGCUUUGGGAAGAAGUUCUUUGUGGUCUAAAGCUAGGACCUAUUACAAAAGUGCUUUAUCAUUGGGUUGCUACCCACCACCACUGCAGGGAAAUUUGUAUCACAAACUCCUGAUGAUUCCAUCUUACCUAUCAGAGGUUGAGAUGCUGUUGGCCAUUGAAAUAUUUCUUGUUUCGAAUGCCAGUGAUAUUCAAAGUCCAAUGGCUACUAGUCAGACUCUUCAAAUAAUACUGAAAAGAUGUGCAGAUCAGACAGUUCAGAAUAGCAGUGACUACCAGGCAGCAGUGGAGAGACUGAUCCUGGCUGCUCGUGUAUCUGAUCCAAAGCUUUUUCUUAAGCAUAUGACAAUGAAUGUUAAUAUGGAAGAAGUUUACAGCUUGGAGCUUACAUCUGCUCUAAAGUGGCUUCAGGAGAACAUGAAAUGGGCUGGGAAGGUCUGGCUGUUUCAGUAG